UUUCUGUCACACGGCAGCGGCGGCAGCAGCGUGGCGACCGGGCCGGCGAGCGGAGAUGCCCGAAGCCACUCGGUGUAGCAGCAGCAGCGGGGCCGAGUCGGAUCCCGAGUGCCCUAUGGAGACCGAGUCAGCUCUGGAGAGCAGCCGGCGGCGGCGCAAGAAGGAGAAAAAAGAGAAGAAGUCUAAACGCCAUGAGAAGUCUCGGCGGAGGAAGGCUCCGGCCGAGGAGAGCGACCAGUCGGAGGAGGAGGAGGAGGAGGCCGAGCCCCCCAAACUCAAGAAAGCGAGGAGCGGGGGGGCAAAGCAGAACGGUCACAGCAGAGAGGAGAGCCCAGAGAACGCGAGGCUGUCUUCCCUCAACGCUAAAUCCGCCCACAAGAAAGGGCACAGUAAUUCCAGUGACACGUCAAGCGGUGACGGUGACAGCGACCAAGAGCAGGAGAUGACUGAAGAACAGAAGGAGGGUGCUUUCUCCAAUUUUCCUAUUUCCAAAGGGACUGUUCAGCUACUUCAAGCUCGAGGAGUGACGUACCUGUUUCCCGUGCAAGUGAAGACUUUCGACCCAGUAUUUUCUGGCAAAGAUGUAAUUGCUCAAGCACGAACUGGAACAGGGAAAACAUUCUCUUUUGCUAUUCCCUUAAUUGAAAAGCUUCAGGGAGACUCACAAGAAAGAAGAAGAGGCCGUUCACCAAAGGUGCUAGUUCUUUGCCCAACGAGAGAGCUGGCAAACCAGGUUGCCAAAGAUUUCAAGGACAUCACAAGAAAGCUAACAGUAGCUUGUUUUUAUGGAGGAACUCCGUAUAAUGGACAAAUUGAUCUCAUGAGAAGUGGCAUUGACAUUUUGGUUGGGACACCUGGUCGAAUCAAAGACCAUCUUCAGAAUGGCAAACUGGACCUCACCAAGGUGAAACAUGUUGUACUUGAUGAAGUUGAUCAGAUGCUGGACAUGGGAUUUGCUGAGCAAGUGGAAGACAUUUUAAGAGUUGCAUACAAAAAGGAUUCUGAAGAUAAUCCCCAGACACUACUGUUUUCUGCAACUUGCCCACAUUGGGUGUAUGAUGUGGCUAAGAAAUACAUGAAGUCUAAAUAUGAACAGAUUGACCUUAUUGGGAAAAGAACUCAAAAGGCUGCUACAACAGUAGAACAUUUGGCAAUAGAGUGCCACUGGUCUCAGAGAGCUGCGGUUAUUGGAGAUGUCAUUCAGGUCUACAGUGGCAGCCACGGGAGGACAAUCGUCUUUUGUGAGACCAAAAAGGAGGCAAAUGAACUGGCUCCGUUAAUUUUUCAGGAUUGCCAGUCAUUGCAUGGUGACAUUCCUCAGAAGCAAAGGGAGAUCACACUGAAAGGUUUUAGAAAUGGUACAUUUAAAGUUCUGGUUGCAACCAACGUAGCUGCCCGAGGUUUAGAUAUCCCUGAAGUUGACCUGGUUGUACAAAGUUCACCACCAAAGGAUGUGGAGUCCUAUAUCCAUCGUUCUGGACGCACAGGUCGAGCUGGACGGACUGGGAUCUGUAUCUGUUUUUAUCAGCGAAAGGAAGAACAUCAGUUAAGAUAUGUGGAACAAAAAGCGGGCAUUACAUUCAAGCGUGUUGGUGUUCCUACUGCAACAGAUAUAAUAAAGGCUUCCAGCAAAGAUGCCAUCAGGUGCCUGGAUUCUGUUCCUCAUACUGCUAUUGAGUAUUUCAAAGAGUCUGCUCGGUGGCUAAUACAAGAAAAGGGACCAGUGAACGCUCUGGCUGCAGCUCUAGCCCAUAUUUCUGGUGCUACUUCCAUUGAACAGCGCUCCCUGCUGAACUCGGAUGCUGGAUUUGUGACAAUGAUACUUCGCUGCUCUGAAGAGAUAAACAACAUGAGCUAUGCUUGGCGAAGACUGCGAGAACUGCUGGGCGAUGAUGUCGACAGGAAGGUGAACAGAAUGUGUUUCCUCAAGGGAAAAAUGGGUGUGUGCUUUGAUAUUCCUGCAGCAGACCAAAAGGAAAUAGAGGCAAGAUGGGAAGACUCGAAACAAUGGCGUUUGUGCGUGGCCACUGAAUUACCUGAGUUAGUAGAGUCACAGCGAGGAGGAGGAGGAGGUGGUGGAGGAAAUGGCCGAAGCUUCUCCAGCUCCAGGAAUGGGCGGCGGGGUAGCUCUGGUAGAAACAGAUUCAGAGGCAGAGGCCAGAAACGAAGUUUUGACAGAGCAUUUGAUCGUUAACUUCAACAAUCCAGAAGUGGAAAAAAAACCCGGGACUGCAGUAUUUUAUAUUACAUUAAAAUAGGCUGUUCCUAUGUGUUUGUACUUCUCGGAAAAAGUCUGUCCUUCAGAUUUUUUUUUCCCUCAGUACUACUUUGGUCAUAAACAAGAUCCUGUUCACUUUAAAAAAAAAAACAACAACAAACAAAAACCUACAAGAAAAAUAAAACUUGUCAUUUCCUUUCUUU
Molecule: messenger RNA, 2421 nt
Organism: Calidris pugnax (ruff)
Lineage: Eukaryota; Metazoa; Chordata; Aves; Charadriiformes; Scolopacidae
Product: nucleolar RNA helicase 2-like
Exons: 15
Coding region: 56-2194 (712 amino acids)
Molecular function (GO): RNA binding; RNA helicase activity; ATP binding
Source: RefSeq, a predicted model, not a curated record